Pectinophora gossypiella (pink bollworm) is the source of this 565-nucleotide messenger RNA. RefSeq names its product 60S ribosomal protein L22-like (gene RpL22). Gene Ontology annotation, molecular function: RNA binding; structural constituent of ribosome. Bases 89 to 532 code for a protein of 147 amino acids. Gene Ontology annotation, biological process: cytoplasmic translation. NCBI's taxonomy places the organism in Eukaryota, Metazoa, Arthropoda, Insecta, Lepidoptera, Gelechiidae. The transcript is spliced from 3 exons. Gene Ontology annotation, cellular component: ribosome. The record is from RefSeq and is a predicted model, not a curated record.
AUAUUGCCAACAUUGGUCAAAAUUGACGUUUGAGUCGGCCAUUUUGCAGUUUCUUCGGUGACUGCUAUACACGUGUUCGGUUGCCACAAUGGCAGUGACUAAGAAGCCCGUGGCCAAAAAGGCCCAGUUGCACCAAAAGAGUGGCAAGAAGGGAGUGAAGGGUGGAAAAAUCCGCGGCAAGGGUAUCAAGCGGAAAAUUAACCUUAAAUUUGUGAUUGAUUGCACACAUCCCGCUGAAGACAGCAUCCUUGAUGUGGGUAACUUCGAGAAAUACCUGAAGGAACACGUUAAAGUCGAGGAUAAAACAAAUAACCUAGGCAAUCACGUUGUCGUCGCUCGGGACAAGACGAAAGUCACCAUCACCGCAGACAUUCCCUUCUCCAAGAGGUACCUCAAGUAUUUGACGAAGCGUUACCUCAAGAAGAACAACCUCCGUGACUGGCUGCGAGUGGUAGCGUCUGCCCAUGAUGCAUAUGAGCUCCGCUACUUCAACAUCAACGCUGACAGCGACAAUGAAGAUAACGAAGAUUAACUUGUUGCUAUAAUAAAAUAGUUUUACACUACA